ACUAUAACUUCAAACAAAUUCUACUUCACAAAAUAAAUAAACCAGACCCUCAUUACAAAUAGGCAUCCAAAUCUCCCACCUUCUCCGCAACAAUUCAAACCAUCUUCUUCAAAUUUUCCACUAUCCAUACCAUCAUAAUGGGUUCUUCCCAGACCGAUUACUACGGCUUCCCACCUUUUUCUCCACCACCUCCACCUCCUCAUAAACGUCCACCACCUUCACCAUCACCAGACAACCAUCCAACAGUUAUCGUCAUUGUGUUUGUCUCAUUAGGUGGCCUGUUCUUCCUUGCGUUCCUCUCAGUUGCGCUCUGUUGCUUCAUCAAGAAGAGGAAGAAGAAGGUGGUUCAGGAGACAGACAUCAUAAACAUUGACGAGCACCUGAGGGUGAAAGAGGCCAUUGUACCUGGCCCACAUGGAGAGCAUGCUGUGGUGCUACAGCUUGUCGAUGAUGAUGUGCAUAUUCAAGAAGAGAUCAUAAAGAAACAAGGCAUUGCCAGCGCCAUUGGAAAGAAGAAGAAGAUGGUUCAAGAAACAGAAAUGGUAAAUGUGGAUGAAGAUUUGAAGGUGAAGGAGGUGGUUGUACAAGGUCCACAGGGAGCUCAAGUUGUGGAAGUAUCUAUGGAGGAUGAUGUGCAUAUUCAAGAAGAGACUAUAAAGAAUGAGAAUGUUGGUGAAAGUUCACACAAGGAAUUAAUCACUAGACCAUUAGAAAAGGGAGAAUCCUCUUCCAUAUCCAGUCAUCAUCUUGGAAACAAGGCUUGAGGAUUGUGUACUACUGCAUAAUUUGCUUGAUGUACCCUCUACUCCUUUUGUUGGAAUACAAUAAUAAACUUGUAACCUAAGUGGAAUGGUUAUCCACAAUGGCAUAGUGAAAGGUCAUGUGUGAAUACAGAUUACUUUAUUCCUCCUCCUAUUGCCACAUUUCUAUAAAAUGUUACCCAUAUUGGAAGCAAUUUUGUGGUCCAUAAUGGGUGCAAAGGUCCAAAUAUAUUCAAGAAAUUUGGGAUCUA
This is a messenger RNA of Vitis vinifera (wine grape), 1012 nucleotides long. Its product is annotated as protein TRACHEARY ELEMENT DIFFERENTIATION-RELATED 7A. The transcript has a single exon. The record is from RefSeq and is a predicted model, not a curated record. Bases 138 to 764 code for a protein of 208 amino acids. Gene Ontology annotation, biological process: plant-type secondary cell wall biogenesis. Lineage: Eukaryota; Viridiplantae; Streptophyta; Magnoliopsida; Vitales; Vitaceae.